Messenger RNA from Drosophila rhopaloa, 3320 nucleotides. RefSeq names its product elongation factor-like GTPase 1. Lineage: Eukaryota; Metazoa; Arthropoda; Insecta; Diptera; Drosophilidae. The transcript has 6 exons. The record is from RefSeq and is a predicted model, not a curated record. Gene Ontology annotation, cellular component: cytosol; ribonucleoprotein complex. The coding region runs from base 108 to 3212 and encodes 1034 amino acids. Gene Ontology annotation, biological process: cytosolic ribosome assembly. Gene Ontology annotation, molecular function: GTPase activity; GTP binding; ribosome binding.
UUGCCGCGUGCGGGUUUGUUUAUAAAUACAAUUAAACCAAUAGGCGAAAUUCCCAGUUGAAUUCGUACUAACAAUCAGAAAGUCAUUACUUCAAGAAACCAUUCAGGAUGCCCGUAGUCGAGGGCACCGAUCUGGUGCAUCUGCAGCGACGUCGUCAGCAGGUGCGGAACAUCUGUAUCCUGGCGCAUGUGGACCAUGGCAAAACCACUCUAGCGGAUUCACUGGUGGCCAGCAAUGGCAUCAUUUCGCAGAGGAUGGCGGGCAAGCUGCGCUACCUGGACAAUCGGGCGGACGAACAGGAGCGGGGCAUUACGAUGAAGAGCAGCAGCAUCUCUCUGUACUAUCAGGAAGCAGAGGAAAUCGCUGGUAAUCCGGACUACCUCAUCAAUCUUAUUGAUUCUCCCGGUCACGUGGACUUUUCUAGUGAGGUUUCCACUGCGGUCCGUUUAUGUGAUGGUGCCAUUGUCGUGGUGGAUGUGGUAGAGGGCGUAGGUCCCCAAACCCGAGCCUGUUUAAAGCAAAUCUACGAGGAGCAACUAAAACCCGUAUUGGUUCUCAACAAACUAGAUCGCCUGAUACUGGAGAAGCAGAUGGAUCCGCUGGAUGCCUACUUCCACUUGACCCAAGUCCUGGAGCAAGUUAACGCCGUUUUGGGCAGCAUUUUCGCAUCCGAUAUUUUAGCCAGGGAGGAUAUUACCAAAAAAGACAACUACGAGUCUGCCUUGGAGGAAGUGGAUGACUCCGAGCUGUAUUUCUCACCCAGCUCAGGCAAUGUAAUCUUCUGUUCCGCCUACGAUGGCUGGGCAUUUUCCGUCCGGGACUUUGCAGCCAUGUAUGCCAAGCGAUUAGAGUUGAAGCGAAAAGAUCUAGAGCAGGUCCUCUGGGGCGACUUCUACUACAACUCCAAAAAGAAAGAAGCUUUGCCGGGAGCCCAAGAAAAGGCUAAGAAGCCCAUGUUUGUGCAAUUCGUGCUGGAGAAUAUCUGGAGCCUUUACGACAUCAUAGCUAUUAGAAAGGAUAAGGAUAAGCUGCCUGGGAUAGCGGAGAAAUUGGGUCUGAAAUUAGCCGCCAGAGAUUUGCGUCUCACAGAUCCGAAGUUGCAGAUCAAAGCGGUUCUUGGGCAGUGGCUACCCAUCGAUAAAAGUGUCCUGCACAUGGUGAUUAACCAUGUACCUCCACCUCACAAAAUCAGCGAGGAAAGGGCCCAGAGAUUGCUCUAUCCAGCGAAUGUGGAUCUGAGUUCCCUUCCGUCAGAAACCCUGAAACUCAAGGAGAGCUUUACCAGUUGCGAUGCCGAUAGUUCAAAUGUUAUUGCGUUUGUGUCCAAGAUGACCCCCGUACAUGUGUCGCAUUUGCCACAGAAUCGACCCAAGAGGUUAACGGAUCAGGAAGUGCAGCAACGCAGAGAUGAGGUGCGUCGUCGUAUUGAAGAAAGGAAGCUACAAAGUGAGCAAGCAGAGCUUGAAAAGAUUAGCCAGGGCGUGGAGCAGCUGAGCACUCAGGUGGAGGUCACAAAGAAGGACGAACCCGAACUAGAAGAGGGAGAGGCCAACGAGUUUGUUUUCAUAGCCUUCGCUAGAGUCUUCAGCGGCACUUUGAAACGCGGUAUGGAAUUGUUUAAUCUAUCGCCCAAACACGAUCCUCGUCAGCCGACGCACCGCAGGGAAGAUGAAGCCCCCUUCGCCAGUCGUGUGACCAUCGGAGAUCUUUACAUGUUUAUGGGAGGUGAGCUGCAACUCCUGGAUGAAGUGCCUGCGGGAAAUAUUGUAGGAAUCGGUGGUCUAGAAUCGCACAUCGUCAAAACAGCUACCUUAAGUAGCAGUUUGGAUUGCACCUCGUUCAGCGAACUUAGCAUUAUGGCCACUCCUAUUCUCCGCGUAGCCAUCGAACCUGUUCAGCCGCAAGAUAUGCCCAAACUGGUAAAAGGAUUAAAGCUUUUGAAUCAAGCAGAUGCCUGUGUACAGGUGUCUGUCGCUCCCACUGGUGAGCACGUGAUUACCACUUUGGGCGAAGUCCAUGUAGAGAAGUGUGUCCACGACCUAGAGCAGAGCUAUGCCAAAGUUAAGGUAAACGUCUCCAAACCGAUUGUGUCCUUUAGGGAAACAAUUGUGCCCGCUGCUACCGUGGAUAUGGUUAAUGAGGCUAUUGUGAAAACGGCGGAGGACAAGGAUGUGAACAAGAAGAUCGCCAUCCAACAUACUCUCAACAAACGGGGUACUCUUAAGGUGAUCGCGGUGCCUCUGCCCGCAGAAGCAGUGGAGUUGUUGGAAAAGCACUCGGAGUUUUUCAAGGAACUGGCUGCCAUUUCUCGAAACCAACUGCUCUCAGAGAAGUGGACUACACUGCUGGCCUCCAUUAAAGUGAAACUAAUCGCAGCUCUCCGGGAUGUACAAUUGUUUGGCUUAAGUUCCCUAUCCACCGAAGAGCUUGUAAAUCGAAUCUGGGCCUUAGGUCCUCGGAAUUGCGGCACCAAUAUAUUGCUUAACCUUAGCGACUAUGAGCAACCAGACUUUUGGUCCAGUCAUGCCAAGUCCUCCGAUACAGAUAUUCGUUCCAAAACCGAUACGCGCAAGGACUUCAAUAGUUCUUUGGUGAAUGGCUUUCAACUGACCUCGGUAGCGGGUCCUUUGUGCGAAGAGCCCAUGCAGGGCGUUUGUUUUGUGGUUCUCGAGUGGUCAAUCCAAACUGAAGGCGAGGAUUUAAAUUCCCGUGGUCCCUUUUCGGGUCAAGUUUUGACUGCUGCCAAGGAGGUUUGUCGUCAGGCCUUUCAGAAUCAGCCGCAACGAUUGGUCACGCCCAUGUAUAGCUGCAAUAUUGUGGUUAAUGCGGAAAUGUUAGGUAAAAUGUACGCGGUAAUUGGCCGGCGGCACGGCAAAAUCCUCUCCGGCGAUUUGACCCAGGGCAGCGGCAACUUCGCGGUCACCUGUCUGCUGCCGGUGAUCGAGUCGUUCAACUUCGCCCAGGAGAUGCGAAAGCAGACAUCUGGCCUGGCCUGUCCCCAGCUCAUGUUCAGCCACUGGGAGGUGAUUGAUAUCGAUCCCUUCUGGCUGCCCACGACCGAGGAGGAGCUGAUGCACUUCGGCGAGAAGGCGGACUCCGCCAACCGGGCCAAGGUCUACAUGGACAGUGUCCGGCGGAGGAAGGGCCUCUUCGUGGACGAGCAGGUGGUGGAGCACGCGGAGAAGCAGCGCACCCUCUCCAAAAACAAGUGAUUUUGGAGGCGAUCACGGGUUUCAAAAGCUUGUCUGGCUUUCUGCCAAAACUGGAUUCUAAAAAAGAUGCUGAGGAAUAUAUAUAUUUUUUAUUAUUUACAAUUAUUU